UGGGCGGUUUGCCUCUGCCGCCGCAGCCCGGCCCAGGCGCGGAACCCGGGGCACUGGCCCCGUUGCCUGCUCACCCUUCGGCUGCAGCCGGCAUGGGCAGCCACUGAGAGCGGGCACUCCUUCCCUCUGGCACCUCCCCUGGCCACUGGCCACUGGACUUCGGCCAGCAAGCCUCGGCCACCUCUAGUCCCCAGUCCGGCGCCUGGCACGGCCCUCUGCUCUGCUCCUCCGGCUCUGAGCAUCGCGUUCCUGCCCCCCCCGCCCGCGCCUGGGACACCUGGGUCCCCCGGCGGCCCUUAGGAGAGGGGCGGGGGGGGGUAUGAAGCCUCUGGAGAAAUUUUUGAAGAAGCAAACGUCGCAGCUGGCGGGACGGACGGUGGCAGGAGGUCCCGGCGGGGGUCCGGGGAGCUGCGGCGGGCCUGGAGGGGGUGGGGGACCUGGCGGGGGUGGCGGUCCAGCGGGGGGACCGCGGCCGCUGCAGCGGCGUCAGAGCGUGUCUCGCCUGCUGCUCCCAGCUUUCCUCCGGGAGCCCCCCGCCGAGCCAGGGCUGGAACCGCCCACUGAGGAAGAAGGGGGAGAGCCUGCGGGGGUCGCGGAGGAGCCGGUCAGCGGGGGACCCUGUUGGCUACAGCUAGAGGAGGUGCCAGGGCCAGGGUCGCUCGGGGGCGGGGGACCCCUGCGCUCCCCUUCUUCGUAUUCCUCAGAUGAACUGUCCCCAGGCGAGCCCCUCACUUCACCGCCCUGGGCGCCCCUGGGCGCUCCUGAGCUGCCUGAGCAUCUUCUGAACCGGGUUCUGGAACGGCUGGCUGGAGGGGCCACCAGGGACAGCGGCGCCUCAGAUAUCUUGCUUGAUGACAUCGUACUUACCCACUCCCUCUUCCUCCCAACGGAGAAAUUUCUACAGGAACUACAUCAGUACUUUGUUCGGGCAGGGGUCCUGGAGGGCCCUGAGGGGCUAGGCCGGAAGCAGGCCUGUCUAGCCAUGCUACUCCAUUUCUUGGACACCUACCAAGGGCUGCUACAGGAGGAAGAGGGGGCCGGCCACAUCAUCAAGGAUCUGUACCUGCUGAUUAUGAAGGAUGAAUCCCUUUACCAAGACCUCCGAGAGGAAACACUGAGGCUGCACCAGCUUGUGGAGACAGUGGAACUGAAGAUCCCAGAGGAGAGCCAGCCACCCAGCAAGCAGGUAAAGCCACUCUUCCGCCAUUUCCGUCGGAUAGAUUCCUGUCUCCAGACCCGAGUGGCUUUUCGGGGCUCAGAUGAGAUCUUCUGCCGAGUCUACAUGCCUGACCACUCUUACGUUACCAUACGUAGCCGUCUCUCAGCAUCUGUGCAGGACAUUCUGGGCUCUGUGACAGAGAAGCUGCAGUAUUCAGAGGAGCCCGCAGGACGUGAAGAUUCCCUCAUUCUGGUAGCUGUGGCUUCCUCAGGAGAGAAGGUCCUUCUCCAGCCUACUGAGGACUGUGUUUUCACCACACUGGGCAUCAACAGCCACCUGUUUGCCUGUACUCGGGACAGUUAUGAGGCCCUGGUGCCCCUCCCUGAAGAGAUCCAGGUCUCCCCUGGAGACACAGAGAUCCACCGAGUGGAGCCAGAGGAUGUUGCCAACCACCUUACUGCCUUCCACUGGGAGCUAUUCCGAUGUGUGCAUGAGCUGGAGUUCGUGGACUACGUGUUCCACGGGGAGCGCGGUCGCCGGGAGACCGCCAACUUGGAGCUGCUGCUGCAGCGCUGCAGCGAGGUCACGCACUGGGUGGCCACGGAGGUGCUGCUCUGUGAGGCCCCGGGCAAGCGCGCGCAGCUGCUCAAGAAGUUCAUCAAAAUCGCAGCCAUCUGCAAGCAGAACCAGGACCUGCUGUCCUUCUACGCUGUGGUCAUGGGGCUGGACAACGCUGCCGUGAGCCGCCUGCGGCUCACCUGGGAGAAGCUGCCAGGGAAAUUCAAGAACUUGUUCCGCAAAUUUGAGAACCUGACAGAUCCUUGCAGGAACCACAAAAGCUAUCGAGAAGUGAUCUCCAAAAUGAAGCCCCCUGUGAUUCCCUUCGUACCUCUGAUCCUCAAAGACCUGACAUUCCUACACGAGGGGAGUAAGACCCUCAUAGAUGGCUUGGUGAACAUUGAGAAGCUGCAUUCAGUGGCCGAGAAAGUGAGGACAAUCCGUAAAUACCGGAGCCGGCCCCUCUGCCUGGACAUGGAGGCCUCCCCUCACCACCUGCAGACAAAGGCCUAUGUGCGCCAGUUCCAGGUCAUCGACAACCAGAACCUCCUCUUCGAGCUCUCCUACAAGCUGGAGGCUAAUAGUCAGUGAAAAUGGAGGGGCUGGGCUGCCCCCACCAGAGUCCUUGGCACCUGGCACUCAAGCACUUUGCACGAUGUCCCAACAAAUUCACAUGGAAUAUAUUUCCUCUGGAACAACUUCCUGCCCCAUGGGGAAGAGUCAGAUGGACUUACCUCGAUUCAUAAGCUCAUAAGCUUAUUCAUCCUUCUGAAAUCCCUUUACCCUUGCUCUUUCACGCCCCAACUACACUAGGUGUGUUCCUGCCUUUUUGAGGAAAAGGGGAUAGAGUGCUCCUUCCUCUGUCACCUCCCAGUGAGGUCUGUUCCAGAGAUGGCAUUUCCAGCCUCUUCUUCCCAAGCAGCAACUCACAAGACAGGCAUUGUGGGAGGCACUGACAGCUUUCUUCCCCACUGCCUGUCUGGCUUCCCCUUAGUCAGGGUUGGGAGCUCUGGAUAUAUCCCUGGGAUUAUUAUCGUGUGUGUGUGUGUGUGUGUGUGUGUGUGUGUGUGUGUGUGUGUCCCCUCUCCAGGAGCAGGAGUGCAUCUGGCGAUGGAGGGAGGGUGUUAUGUGUGCUGGGGGCGAUUUUUCCUUCUGUUUGGUGCUACCCUUGUCUGCUCUGCCCUAGGGAUAGCGUAGUGUGCUCCCCCACCCACUCCCGCUCAGUGCCUCCUGCUGCCCUGCAUGCCCAGGCUUGUGAGCCAAGCUGCUCCCAAGGGCAAAGAGCAGCAGCAGGUGGGAGGGUUACCCAUCAGCCCUGUGAGUCUCCCACCCAGACCUCCCCAAGAUCCCUAGAUGGGCUCUCAUGAGAUGGUAAAAGAUGCUCAGGGAAACACAGGCCUAAGCUGCCUAUAGGACCCUUCCUCUGCCUUGCAGAGGGGCACAGCAGUCUCAGGAGUUAGGGGUGCCUGCUCUCCCUACUCCUGCUCUUUGGAGUGUCUCUUUGCUAACAAGGGCAUUGUCAUCCCCCUUCUGGCUCUUGUAUCUGAUGCUAACAACACAGUCUCUGUCCCUUUCUCCCAGUCUUGACACCCCUUGGUCCUCCCCAUAGAGCUGGGUGGGGUGGAUCUCUGUAAAAUAACAGGACAGGCAGAUUCCUGAAAGUGGGGGGAGAAGGAGCAGGCAGAGCCUGUAGAGGUGAAACUGGACUCUGACAAAGCCUUUGUUACCUCUGUCUCUGCUCCCUCUCCCAUUAUAGGGCUCCAUGGCUGCAGGGUGCAGGGGCUCCUGGCAGCUACUGGGUGAGGUUUCCUGGCACAGCCUCACCCGCCUUCCUGGCACUACUCUUUCCCUUUUGAAUAGGCAGUGGUGGCAGUGGCAGCAGUAAAAGUGGCUGCUGCUCCUGCUCUGGGGUGUAUAUAUUUUUUACCCAAAGCUCUGGAAUUGUAAAUUUAUUUUUUAAAACUCAAAAGAGGGAAAGAGCCUUGUAUAAUAUGUAAACAUUGUAUCAUAGGUUAUGUUGUACAGUCCCUUUUAUACAGAGGUCUGGUUCCUGUUUCAAAAACUAUCUGUGGACAUACACAGGCACCAUGCCCCACCCACCCACUGCAGCCCUCACAGUGACCAUGGCCCCUCCUACACCCUGCAACUGCUGAUGCCUGCUUCUAUCCCUGAAGCCCUGGACUUUCCACCCUUCCUCCUGAACCCUCUGAGCAGCCUUCUCGCUCCAGUUCCCCACCCCUCCUUGAACAUGGUAACCCCCUGGCUGCUUGCCCCUUGCCUUGACGCUGCCCUGCUGCUUUCCAGGGGCUCGCCAGCCCACACCCCACUUCCCACAGCUUUAACAGAGUGAACUGUGUGUAUUGUACAGGCUCGGUUGUCAUUGCAGAAUCUGCUGGGUGGAGAGAAAGCCGAUAAAGUCUAUGAAUCAACUGCC
Messenger RNA from Ictidomys tridecemlineatus (thirteen-lined ground squirrel), 4151 nucleotides. It is a transcript of the gene Rapgefl1, whose product is annotated as Rap guanine nucleotide exchange factor like 1. Gene Ontology annotation, cellular component: plasma membrane. Gene Ontology annotation, biological process: Ras protein signal transduction. The record is from RefSeq and is a predicted model, not a curated record. NCBI's taxonomy places the organism in Eukaryota, Metazoa, Chordata, Mammalia, Rodentia, Sciuridae. Gene Ontology annotation, molecular function: guanyl-nucleotide exchange factor activity.